UCUUCUCGCACCGUACCGUAUUGUCAGAAAAAUAUGGCGGAUAUGGAGUUUUGACGCUUUGUUUUGGUGCUUCAAAUGCGUACUCUCACGUUGUCUGACUCUUGCUGGCUUGUGAAUUGCACUUGAAGUGAUCAAAUAGCAACGUUUCACUUGAGACCAUGCCGUCGGCCUGUGACUCUCUGAUUGACGACAUUGAGGACAUGGUGUCUUCUCAUGACCCCACACCUCAUGAGAGGCAGUCUGCCCGAAGGAGUAUCAUACCCAGGUCCAGGAAAAAAACUGACAUUUUGGACAAUGAGGAACUCCAAGCUGACAGUCUGAUUCCUGGGACUCAGAAAAUCUGGAUGAAAACAUGGGGCUGCAGUCACAACAACUCAGAUGGGGAAUACAUGGCUGGGCAGCUUGCUGCCAGUGGAUACAAAAUGACAAAUGACCCAGCUGAAGCAGACCUAUGGCUUCUGAACAGCUGCACUGUGAAAAAUCCAGCAGAAGACCACUUCAGAAACUCAAUCAAAAAAGCCCAAGAGCAACAGAAGAAGGUGGUGGUAGCCGGUUGUGUUCCACAGGCCCAACCUCGAAUGGACUAUCUCAAAGGUCUUAGCAUCAUUGGGGUCCAACAGAUUGAUCGAGUGGUCGAGGUGGUGGACGAGGCUGUUAAAGGUCACUCAGUUCGUCUUUUGGGCCAGAAGAAAGAUGGCGGCCGGAGGCUUGGGGGAGCCAGACUGGAUCUUCCCAAGAUAAGGAAAAACCCUCUCAUUGAAAUCAUCUCCAUUAACACAGGGUGCCUGAAUGCAUGUACCUACUGCAAGACGAAGCAUGCCAGAGGAGACCUGGCCAGCUAUCCCAUACAAGAGCUGGUUGAGAGAGCUCGACAAUCUUUCCAAGAGGGAGUAUGUGAAAUCUGGCUGACCAGUGAAGACACAGGAGCUUAUGGUCGAGACAUUGGGACUGACCUGCCCACUCUACUGUGGAGGCUAGUUGAGGAGAUUCCUGAAGGGGCCAUGCUCAGGCUCGGGAUGACCAACCCACCUUAUAUCCUAGAACACCUUGAGGAGAUGGCGAAGAUAUUGAAUCAUCCACGUGUCUAUGCCUUCCUUCACGUUCCUGUGCAGUCAGCCUCUGACAGCGUCCUCAUGGACAUGAAGAGGGAGUAUUGCAUUGAUGACUUCAGAAGAGUGGUUGACUUCUUGAAAGAACGGGUCCCAGGUGUAACAAUAGCGACAGAUAUAAUCUGUGGCUUUCCCGGCGAGACGGAGGAAGACUUCAGCGAAACUAUAGACCUGGUGAAAUGUUAUCGAUUCCCCAGUCUCUUCAUCAAUCAGUUCUACCCCAGACCUGGGACACCAGCCGCCAAGAUGGAUCAAGUGCCUCCACAUGUGAAGAAACAACGGACAAAAGAACUAUCUCAACUCUUUCACUCCUACAACCCUUAUGACCACAAGGUUGGGGAGAGACAACACGUGUUGGUGACCGAAGAGUCCUUUGAUACCCAAUAUUAUGUGGCUCACAACAAGUUCUAUGAGCAGGUACUGGUUCCCAAGAGGUUCGAGUUCAAAGGGAAAAUGAUUGAAGUAGACAUCUACGAGGCAGGAAAACACUUCCUGAAAGGACGACCAGUGGAAGACAUAAAACCUUUCACUCCCUCCAUUGCUGCUCCACUUCAAAAAGGAGAAGUGUCUGGCUUGAUGAAGGAGCAGAUGGUAUAUGGUGUCCAAGGUCCCUCUUCUGUGUCUUCCUCUGUUUUGUUGAUUGGGUCUUACAGUGUGGACCGAGAGCUAUUGAAGAGGCUGGGGGUCGGACUGGCGCUGGCUGCCGCAUUACUGGCUUUUAUUGUGGAGAGGAUCUAUUAGCGUUGCAACCGUAAGAUGGAAGAGGAGCCGUAACCAGGGAGAGGAUGGCGACAUCAACAGCAUCUUUGAAUGGGAGCGACAUCUUCAAAUUAACCGACUUGUUACUUUCUGUGCUUUCGUGUUGCACCCAAAGCGGGCAAAGGACAUCUCGGUUGGAUUUUUGCUUUUAAUUUCACUUCAUUUGGCCUCUGUUUGCUUUUUUUGGAUAAAGGCACAUAAAAGUUUGUGUAC
Hippocampus comes (tiger tail seahorse) is the source of this 2081-nucleotide messenger RNA. It is a transcript of the gene cdkal1, whose product is annotated as CDK5 regulatory subunit associated protein 1-like 1. Gene Ontology annotation, biological process: tRNA methylthiolation. The transcript is spliced from 15 exons. Gene Ontology annotation, molecular function: 4 iron, 4 sulfur cluster binding; tRNA (N(6)-L-threonylcarbamoyladenosine(37)-C(2))-methylthiotransferase activity. Gene Ontology annotation, cellular component: endoplasmic reticulum. Lineage: Eukaryota; Metazoa; Chordata; Actinopteri; Syngnathiformes; Syngnathidae. The record is from RefSeq and is a predicted model, not a curated record. The coding region runs from base 159 to 1850 and encodes 563 amino acids.